GGUGGGAAAAGUGUGGCCUCGUAGAUCAGCUGAUGUCAGAAAACCAAACAACCACAAGGUCGUGAGAAGGUAAACAUUCAUUUAGGAAACACUUGUUUGGUAAAAUACAUUUUUCGGGGGUUGGGUUUCUUGCUCACGGACACAGCCGGGGUUCGAACCGACAAGCUUCCGCUGUGUCGUCAUCAGGACGCGUCACGUCAUUCAUAUUCAUGAGCUGAGCCGCACUGAAGAUUCGCAUUUUGCGGGAUGCACGAACAGCUGUUGUACUGCAAUAACGGUUUUAUUGACACCGUUACCGAACGUGCGUGAGAGCCAAGUGCGCGUGCACGAUGGCCGAUCGAUCGGUCUGAAACGUUCGAAUCGGCUCCUGGAGGAAGUCUAUUGGCCAUUUCCCGCUGACUACGGAGGUAAAUACGAGGAAUGUCAGUGGAGCCGCUGAAUGGAGCCCACAGGCUAACGCUAUGCUAACAGGCUAACGGCCGCUAUGAGGAAGAGGAAUUAAUCACCUUCAUCCCCAGUUUGACUCGGUGACGUUAGUUGAAGGCCACAUGGACUCGCUGCUGGACUUUGAGGAGUGCGUCAGAGACUCACCUCACUUCAGACUGAAGCUCGAGCUGUUCGAGGCAGAUGUUUCUGUGCUCGAGACACAACUGGAAAAGGUGAUGAAGCUGUGCGGGAAGAUGGUGGAGGCGGGACAAGCGUAUAACGCAGCCAAUCAGCUGUUCCUCACAGGCCUGGCUGAACUCUCCACGCGCAACAAGACGGACGACGUCAUCACUAACUGUCUGAGCCAGUUCAACCAGGGCCUUCAGGAGGUGGUCAGCUUCCACACUAUGUUGUUUGAUCAGACUCAGAGAGCCAUCGGCCAGCAGCUCACCAACCUGUGCACACAGUUCCUGCCCCAGCUGGUGGAGACCAGGAGGGAGUUUGUCCGGAUCGGGGAGGACCUGCAGGCGGCGGCGCUGAAGAACGCUCAGGUGUCUCGGCACAAAGCCGGUGAGGCGGAGCAGGCGAGUCACCUGCUGCUCGCCACACGCAAAUGCUACCAGCACUUUGCCCUGGACUACUGUCUGCAGCUGAACACUUUCAAGACUCAGCAGAAAGUGGACAUCUUGAACUCUAUGUUCUCAUUCGUCCACGCUCAGUUCACCUUCUUCCACCAAGGGUUUGACCUCCUGAGGGACCUGGAGCCCGCCAUGAAGACUAUGGCAGCACAGUUGUCUCAGUCGUCAGCAGAAUGUGCAGCUCAGAGGAAACAGCUGGAGAACAAACAUCUGCUGGUCCAGCAGAGGGAUGCCUCUGGAGAGCAGACGGUGUCUCCGUGUCCCGGCAGUGACGCCAUCAUCUCAGGUUUCCUCUUCAAGCGCUCCAGGAGGAAACCCAAGACCUGGAAGAGAUACUGGUUCUCCAUCAGAGACAACCAGCUCGUCUACAGGAAGUCUCCCAGGGAGGAGCCUCUGGUUCUGUUUGAGGAUCUCAGGCUUUGUGCCGUUAAGUCCACGGAGCACACGGAGCGCCGCUUCUGUCUGGAGCUGCUGUCCAUCCACAAGUGCUGCGCUCUGCAGGCGGACUCGGACCUCCUGAAGCUGUCGUGGCUCGCUGCUCUUCAGGGAAGCAUCGACCUCGCCUACAGCCAGCGGGACGCCGCCUCACGGGCACGUACGCUUUGUACACAGGUACACGCGCCCCCCCGGCCCCCGGCCCCCCCCCCCAACAGGCCCGCGGCGCUGGCCGUGGCCCUCGGCGGCCCCGGGAACCAGAGGUGCUGUGACUGUGGAGAGGAGGAGCCUCGCUGGGCCUCCAUCAACCUGGGGGUGACCAUGUGUAUCCAGUGCUCCGGCAUACACAGGAGCCUCGGCGUGCACCUGUCCAAGGUGAGGUCUCUCACUCUGGACUCCUGGGAGGCUGAGCAGCUGAAGCUGCUGUGCAUUCUGGGAAACGACGCGAUGAACCGGAUCUACGAGGCGAGGUGUUCAGAGGAAGGUGGAGUCAAACCUGGAGCCGACAGCCCGAGAGCCGAGAAGGAGACGUGGAUCAAAGAGAAAUAUGUGGACAGGAGAUAUGUGCAGGACAGCAUCUCAGAUGGAGCCCGUGGCAGGAAGGCUGGGGCCGGGAUGCGACUGUACCGGGCCGCGGCCGCCGGGGACCUGGUUACCAUGGCGACGGCGUUGGCCCAGGGGGCGCAGGUCAACGGGAGCAUCGACGAGGAGGCGGGGCGCACGCCGCUGAUUGGAGCUGCAGUUGGGGGCUCGCUGUCGGCCUGCGAGUUCCUGCUGCUGAACGGAGCCAACGUCAACCACCGCGACCUGAGGGGUCAGGGGGCGCUGCACGCCGCCGCCACCGCUGGCCACACCGGACAGGUGUGUCUGCUGCUGAAGCGAGGAGCCAAUCAGUACGCGGCGGACGAGCGAGGGCAGGACCCGUUGGCCAUCGCCGUGGAAACGGCCCACGCCGACAUCGUCACACUACUGCGCAUGGCCCGGAUGAACGAGGAGAUGAGGGACUCGGAUGGAUUCUUUGGAGCUACAGGAGACGAUGAGACCUUCCAGGACAUCUUCCGUGACUUCAGCGACAUGGCGUCACACGACCCGGAGAGGCUCAGCAGACGGAACUUCAGCCGCGAGGAGGAGGGGGAGGGGGAAGAGGAGCAGGAGGAGGAGCAGCAGCAGCAGGAGGAGCAGCAGAAAGGCUGAACACUGUAGAUGACACAUAGUGAGACUUUGAGCUGACUGCUCCACUGUGAAGGUCCACGUUACUGCAGGAUCUCCUCAAUCAUCACGCAGAUGAGUGGAGUAGUCUCACAUUCAAUGUCCAGCGAAGGACUUUCUCCAUUUGUCCUUCAUUUAGAAGUAUUUCAUUUAUCAUGUUUUUAUCCCUAUAGAAUAGUUGUUUUUAAUGUUUUUAGUCACUGAACCUGCUCGCUGCUCCUUUAAGAGGAAGAACUGCAUCAACAGGUCCAGGGUCAAAGGGCACAGUCUCAGUGGGUGGCUUGCGCCCCCGGUGGACUGAUCAGGAACAGCUACUACUGAGAUGCAACCAAGAAGACUGAAGCACCACAGGUCUCUUCAUCGUCUCCUGGAUGUUGGAGGCAGGAGGAGGAGGAGGAGGAGGAGGGCGGGUUCUGCUUGGGGAGAUUUUUCAUUUCAUUCCAGACUGUUAUGUGAUGCUUA
Pungitius pungitius (ninespine stickleback) is the source of this 3170-nucleotide messenger RNA. RefSeq names its product BAR_ACAPs and ArfGap_ACAP domain-containing protein. Bases 549 to 2693 code for a protein of 714 amino acids. Gene Ontology annotation, molecular function: GTPase activator activity; protein binding. Gene Ontology annotation, cellular component: cytoplasm. The transcript is spliced from 22 exons. Lineage: Eukaryota; Metazoa; Chordata; Actinopteri; Perciformes; Gasterosteidae. The record is from RefSeq and is a predicted model, not a curated record.